AUGACCCGUAGCCAGUCGGGAGAUCUACUACCACUAGACCAGGAGCUUGAACGAACCUGCAGAAACUUCAAGCGGGCUCUAAAGGCGCGACUGGCUGCGGAGGAGGCGCUAUCACAGCUGCAGUUAGAAGAAGAGGAAGAAGAGAUGGCUGAUCCACAGGGCCAUGCUGUGAUCGAUCCCGAGGAGCAGACCAUGGGACAUUACUGGACCGCCAGGGCUGCAGACAUGAGGUCACCCAUUCAACACCCUCAUGUCCCAGCCAAUAAUUUUGAGGUGAGCACCUUAGUAAUCACCAUGCUGCGCGGUUCGGUGAUGUUCCGUGGCAAAGAGGGGGAGUGCCCCCGAUCACAUCUCAGGCGAUUCCACGAGCUCAUUGAUGGAAUCAAGAUCAAUGGGGUACCCGCAGAUGCCAUCCAGCUAAGAUACUUCCCAUUCACCCUGGAGGGGCAAGCCAAGGAGUGGCUAGAUACUCGACCUCCGGGCUCUAUCACCACGUUCGCCAACCUGGCGGAAAAGUUCCUCACCCGCUACCAUCCUCCAUCCAAGACGGCGGAUUUGCAGAAGCAGAUCAUUCACUUCACCCAGGACGAAGAUGAGACCAUCAGGGAUGCUUGGGAGAGAUACACCAGUCUUUUCCUCAGGUGUCCCAAUCAUGGUUUCAAUGAUGCGUUCAAGGUGGGCACCUUCUAUCACGCCCUUUUCCCGUAG
Molecule: messenger RNA, 708 nt
Organism: Linum trigynum
Lineage: Eukaryota; Viridiplantae; Streptophyta; Magnoliopsida; Malpighiales; Linaceae
Source: the annotation of a GenBank genome assembly